Molecule: messenger RNA, 2496 nt
Organism: Trichoplax adhaerens
Lineage: Eukaryota; Metazoa; Placozoa; Uniplacotomia; Trichoplacea; Trichoplacidae
Exons: 23
Biological process (GO): cytoskeleton-dependent intracellular transport; microtubule-based movement
Cellular component (GO): kinesin complex; microtubule
Molecular function (GO): microtubule binding; microtubule motor activity; ATP hydrolysis activity
Source: RefSeq, a predicted model, not a curated record
CCUCACAACGAGCGUGAAAAUGCUCGGGGUGCAACUGUUAUCAUUAACAUGAUCGACAAGACCACAGAAAUUUCCAAUCCUGCUGAGAAAAAUGAAGAACCAAAACGAUUUUCAUUCGAUUACAGUUACUGGUCUCACGAUGAUUUUACCAAACGUGAAAGUGAUGGCUAUUUAGUGCCAGCCUCUCCUCGAUAUGCUGAUCAGCUACGUGUAUUUAAAGACUUGGGCCAAGGUGUCUUAGAUAACGCCUGGAAGGGCUAUAAUUGUUCUCUAUUCGCUUAUGGGCAAACAGGAUCGGGUAAAUCAUACUCUAUGGUUGGCUAUGGAGCUAAUAAAGGUAUUAUACCUGUGGCAUGUCAAGAACUAUUUAAUACCAUAAAUGAAAAGAAAAGUGGAGGAGAUACGACCGAGUUUGAAAUUAAUUUUAGUAUGUUAGAAAUCUACAAUGAACAGGUACGCGAUCUACUAAAUCCUAAAGGACCAAGUGUGCAGAAAGGGGGUUUAAAAAUUCGUCAACAUCCCUCGAAAGGUUUCUAUGUUGAAGAAUUGAAGAAUGUACCUGUUACUAGUUACAAAGAUAUUGAAAAUAGAAUGGAAGAAGGAACGCGUAAUAGAACUAUUGCAGCAACUAAUAUGAAUGCAACAAGCAGUCGCGCACAUACAAUUGUUGCCAUUACAUUUAAGCAAAAAACGAAAGCUAAAGGCAAUCAAAGUAUGACCCGAACAUCGACAAUGAACCUUGUCGAUUUAGCUGGCAGUGAGCGUGCAGAAUCAACAGGAGCUACUGGAGAUCGUUUGAAAGAAGGAUCAGCUAUUAAUUUAUCACUAACAAUUCUUGGUAAUGUUAUUAAAGGUGAGUUGAAAUCUUCCAACUACUUACUGUACUUUAUAUUACUAUCAGUCCCAUUUCGUGAUUCUGCUCUUACCAAAUUAUUAAAGAAUGCCUUAGACGGAAACAGCAAGACCAUUAUGAUUGCUGCUUUGAGCCCUGCUGAUAUUAAUUAUGACGAAACAUUAUCAACGUUGAGAUUUGCUGAUCGAGCUAAAAGCAUCAAGACAAAAGCUGUUGUUAAUGAAAGCCCUACAGAAAAAUUAAUUCGUGAGUUAAAGGAAGAAAAUGCAAGACUUUUAGCUCAAUUAAAAGGUGCAGGAACAGUCCAAGAAGUGAAAAUUCGUCAAAAUGAAAGAGAGAUGGAAGAGAUGAAAAAAUCGUGGGAGCAAAAAUUGAAAGAAUCCACAAAAUCUCAAGAGGCUACUGAAGAGAACCGAUUGCGUGAUAAAAGAAAAACAACUCCACAUUUAUGGAAUCUAAAUGAAGAUCCUCAAUUAACUGGUGUUGUUGUACACUUCGUCGACCCAGGUGAAAAUACAAUUGGCAAUAGUAAAGCUGAACCGGAACCUAACAUUGUCUUGAAUGGCCUAAGUAUUCAACAGCAACAUGCCAUCAUUAAAUUCAAGAAUGAUGUUGUAACAAUCUUUCCUGGUCCUGAUCUGGCUAAAACUGUUGUAAAUGGUGAACCAGUUACUGGAGAGACUAUACUUCACCAUAAUGAUCGGAUUGUCUUUGGCUCGAAUCAUAUUUACGUACUCAAUUAUCCAGCAGAGUUUAAGGCAGCGCAAGAAACAGGCAAAGAAUUUCGAGAAGUAACAUGGGAUCUAAUUCAGAAAGAAAUUGCUAAAAGUUCUGGAUUUGACAUGGACACUAAGGGAAAAUCGAAAGAGGAACUGCUAUUACAAGAAGAUUUAAUGAAAAUUAUGCAAUUUAUUAGCGAAGCUAAUGCUAUGAGUGAAGAGUUAAAUAAGAAGGUCGUCUUUGAGAUUGUAUUAGUAUCUCCACAAGCUCGAGGUCUAAAAGAAGGAAGAACGGAGAUCUUCGUUAGAAUGCGUAAUUUACUUAACGAUGCAUCUUGGCUAUGGGACAAGGAUAAGUUUAUUAAUCGAAAAUUUCUCAUGCAAGAAAUGUAUCAAAAUUUCUUACAAACUGGAGAAAAUAAAGUUGAUAAGGAGGAUGAAGAUCCAUUUUGGGAACCUAGCGAUGCCUAUGUGCUAGUUGGAUCUGUACAAGUUUAUUUAGAAACUUUAGCCUAUAUGUUUGACAUGGAGGAGUCGCUGAAUAUAACUGAUUUUAAAGGCAAUCAAAAUGGUAUUAUGAGUAUUUCAGCUGUUCCUUGUAAAGCUGACGGAAGUGAUUUAGAAGAAGAUGCUGACGAUAUUGAAAGUCCAGAAGAUCUUAUUGGAAAAGCAUUAUAUUUUAACCUUAAUAUCAAUAAUAUUCGUGGAUUGCCAAUGAAAUAUAAUAAGAAAGUCUACUGUAAGUACAAGUUUUACCUUGACACUAAAGAAUACAGAACAAAAGUAGUUGAAGGUACAAUCAAUCCUGACUUCAAAUAUACGGAAAGAUUUUCAUUCCCAACAGUAACGAAUCAGGUAAAUAAAGCAACACUCCCUUCGAUAAACACCUCAACUAAAAUUAAAGUUAAUGGGAGAAUUUUUUGA